AUGGCAAACAGGGAUUCAAUCACAAUUGAUGUUGAUCAAGAGACAAGAACGGCUGCUAAGCUAGAGAAAGUGCCAAUGCUAGCUGCUCCGAAGCCUGCGAAGAGAGGAUUGAAGAAAGGCAUUGCCAUUACCGAUUUCGUUCUCAGGCUUGGCGCUAUAGCGGCUGCUCUCAGUGCAGCAGCCACCAUGGGAACCGCCGAUGAGACUCUUCCCUUUUUCACUCAGUUCUUCCAAUUCGAAGCGAGCUAUGACGAUUUGCCUACUUUCAUGUUUUUUGUUAUUGCAAUGGCAAUUGUGGGAGGCUACCUAGUGCUCUCGCUUCCACUCUCAAUUGUAACCAUUAUUCGGCCCCAUGCAGCUGCACCAAGACUUGCCUUACUAAUUCUAGACACAGUGGCGCUGACUCUAGCCACUUCGUGUGCCGCGGCCGCAACUUCCAUAGUGUACUUAGCCCACAACGGAAAUUCAAGCGCCAAUUGGAUGGCGGUUUGCCAGCAGUUCACCGGCUUCUGCCAGGGAGCCAGUGGGGCUGUGGUGUCGUCGUUCGUUGCAGUUGUCCUCUUGAUGUUGCUGGUUGCGCUCUCUGCUUGUGCUCUUAGGAGAACUUGA
Molecule: messenger RNA, 609 nt
Organism: Morus notabilis
Lineage: Eukaryota; Viridiplantae; Streptophyta; Magnoliopsida; Rosales; Moraceae
Product: casparian strip membrane protein 1
Exons: 3
Coding region: 1-609 (202 amino acids)
Source: RefSeq, a predicted model, not a curated record